AUGUCCAACAGGGGUCAUUCCACAGGCAAAAGUGCCACCGGCCCUCGAGCAGUUGUCAAGAAAGGCACGCAAAGCAUAUCAGACAGCAGCAAGAAUGCUACUGAGAAAUCCGUCGUACCUGCUUCUACUCUCCGAGCAUUACAGCUGAGAAAUGGCAAGGGAGGCUCAUUCGGUACCGGUGAAAUCGUCAAGAUCUCAGGCCGCGAAAAGCUUGAAUUGCUUGCUGAGGAUGAGAUGCAAAAGGCAAGGGAUGAGAGGAGAAAUCUUUAUGAAGCAAAUAUGAACAGUUCCAUUAAAGCCCCGUUUCAGCUAGAAACCGCCAUGAGAAUAGCACAGUCUCAGAUGGAUGCAUAUAUUGAUCUCAUCAAUGCCCUUCAUAACCCUGACCUCUGCUAUGACAUCGUCAAUCGUGAAAUAGAAUGUCAUUGUCCACCUAGAAGAGGGUCCGAAGAUCCUGACUAUAUGCUCUCCCCCUCCUUCGUUGCCGAGCAGUUUGGUGUAUGCACACACAAUGCACAUAUGCUAGCAUCAGGCUGGGUCAUCAUAUACGAGAGUUUUCGAAAGCUGCAAGAACUGGGUCUCAGGGACAGAGAAGUUUCCGCGCAGCUAAAGUCCGACGAUAUGAUUCGCAACGUCUAUCAUUCGGCGUACGGGCUACUCAAAGAACUCGUUUCUGCUCUCCAACAGCGACUGCGUUCAAUCGUCCAGAACACUCCACAUUAUUCUCCAUAUUUUAAGAGUAGCAACGAUACACAAGGAUGCCACGAGUUCGAACGCUCAGAGAUCAGGAGGAUGUAUACGUCUUUCCUUGACUCAGCAAUCAUCGAACUUUGCUUUCCUGGUUCAAAGUUUUCACCACAAGCAUUGUAUUUCUGCCUAAAUGCGACUCAGGAGGAGAAUCCGAGGAUUCUCAGGCGAUGCCCACAGCUUAUGUGGGAUGCCGUUGGUGACUUAGCAGAGGCUGUGAGGCUAAUGGACCUCAUGGAGACACCUCUACUAAGUCAGGAUCCCAGCUUCAAAUUCGACGGAGACUCGACGACCUUCAACGAGUUUGUCAGGUGGAAAGAGGCGCAACCGAUCUCAGUCAAGGCAGCUCUCGACUAUUCGAGUUUCGUAAACAUGGUGUUUCCCUUAUCAAACCUGAAGAACAAAGCGACACUCAAUAAGUUGUGGGAUCGGCUCAACGCUAACUACAUACGUGAAUCCGGACAAGGCAUAGACGCGCUCUGGCAGCUAGUCGACGCUCGGUAUCGUAUCUCGCAUUUUUCUACCUUGACUGUUCCUGUGGACGUGUUGUACGGCAAUUCCGAGAGUGGAGGCAAAGCUCUCGUCCGUCAUCCUCGCACGCACAACGGGAAGCGGAAAGCGAAGAGUCCUGAUUUGGACAGUGAUGAUGACUCCACGACAUCUAUGCCAAGUCUCAAAGCUGUUUCGGACUCUGAGGAUGGAUAUCAAGAAUUUGAUCAGACUUCGGACGAAGGAUUAUCGUCUGAUGAAUAUGAUGAGGAUGAAGACCAAGAGUUGAAGCGACAGCAAAGGGAAGCGAUUGAAAGGGCUCUCGAAGAUCCCGACGCGAUUGACUUAUCGAACAAUACGUAUGCUGAAGAAAGACAGAGGAAUCCUCUUUUGUUGCUAUUAGGAAAUCUAAGAGGUCGAUUGUUCCCUUCGACUUCCGUGUUGAGGACAGACGGAGAAACUACUGCUACGAGACCGCCGAAAUUCCCGAGUACCAAGAAGCCUCCAGCGAAAGCAUCGGUACCGUCUAAGAAAGAUGAUGAAAGACUAUCGACAGCUGUCAAAGAGCAGCAGUCGAUGGAGACAAUCGUAGAAGACGCAGAUGACGAAAGUGUCAAGAAGAAGAAAAAACCCAAGAAGAAAAAGAAAAAGAAAUCGACUGUCGAGACAGUUGAGUCAUCUAUUACAGAAACGCCUACAUCACCAAUUUUGGAACCUCCAAAGUCUCCAUCACCUCCCCUCUCACCUCAGUCAGCAGCGCCUCCAUCUCCAACAAUCCCCAAGAACGACAAGAAGACCCGUCAACGAAGUGCCAGUGUGAAAACUCCAUCACUGACGUCUGGCGUAUCUGGCACGACCGGCCUCGCGUCGACUGCUUCUUUACCAUUACCACCACUAGAACAGAAAGCCGAGUCAGCACAUUCGUAUCUACGACAACGAAGCGAAUCAAAGUCUAAAGUCAAGACACGACCCGAACAACAGCCUGUCGAUCUUCCUCCCGACUCCGGUAAGAAGGAGCGUAGAAACCUCUUUGAUAGACUUAGAGGGAAGGAUAGGGAUGUCGUUCCGAAUGAAGAUUUAGAUACAGAAUCAAAGCAGAAACCCAAAGAUAAGGGCGGAGAAAACGCUGCUGACGUAUUUGCACGACUGAAGAAGAAGACUGUGAAAUAUGCACGGAGGCUUAUUGGUGUGAAGGCGCAGGAUAAGAAGGGUGCGUUGAAGUGGGAUCAAUUCUUGCAGGUAAUGCGCGAAUUGGGCUUUGAGUACGAUCCUAGCACUGCAGGCUCUAGUGUCCGGUUUGAUCCUCCGAAUCCGAAUGAUAGAUCUAUCACUUUUCAUAAACCCCAUCCUGAUCCGACGCUAUACCAAUAUAAACUGAAAGAAUAUCGCGCGAAGUUGGAGGCGUAUUAUGGCUGGUCGCCCGAGAAAUUCGAGAAAGCUGUUGAGGGUCUGGGAGGUAUGUCAGAUGACGAAAAGGAUGUAUGA
This is a messenger RNA of Fomitiporia mediterranea MF3/22, 2721 nucleotides long. RefSeq lists its product as uncharacterized. Bases 1 to 2721 code for a protein of 906 amino acids. The record is from RefSeq and is a predicted model, not a curated record. The transcript is spliced from 13 exons. Lineage: Eukaryota; Fungi; Basidiomycota; Agaricomycetes; Hymenochaetales; Hymenochaetaceae. Gene Ontology annotation, molecular function: mRNA binding.